AAUUACUUUUCUUUUUUUUUUUUUUCAAAUUUUCUCAAAAAACCAUUUACAGUAUUACUCUCCUUAUAUUUAUCACACCUGAAUCAGAUAGAGACAGAGAAUUUUUGAAGAGAGAGAGAGAGGGGGGUUUUGAAGAGAUUCAAGGCUCCACUUUGUAUGUUUGAUGAGUCUAUAACUUCUCUCUCAUCUCUAAUUAUUAUUAUUAUUGUUUUUGUCUUUCUGUGAGUGAAAAAAAACUGACAAAACAACACCGAUUCGAACCUUGCUGCAAUCUAGAGAAAAACAGAGAGAACGAAAGGUUUUGGUUUUCUGAAGGAAGAAGGAGAAAAGAAAAAAAUGGACGGUGGAGGGAGAGGGAGAGGACGGUGGAAGAACUUGAAACAACGGUUGGGAUUGAAGGGGAUGGGUUUUUGUGGGUCCCCAUGGAGUGUCGGAGCUUUCGAAAUGGAAGAUGCUCUCGAACAACAAGAACCGAUUAGUAAUGGCGACGUUGGUGGUCAGAUUUCCGCUCCGCCGCCGUGUGUGGGUCAGAUACCGGCCACCGGCAUGAACCUCGCGACGGCUCUUGCGGCGGAGCGCAACCUUCGGCCCGCGGGUCCCACAAUUGACGCGGCGGCGACAACUAACGGAGGGACGAUGCCGACAUUCACGCAGUUGAGAUCGUUGAUGGGAUUGUUUGAAGAAACGGACGGCGAGGAUCGAAAGAGGAGGGAGAGGGAGAAGGAAAGAGGAGGGGGGAUUGAUGAGGUGUGUUGCGUGUGCAUGGAAAGGAAUAAAGGUGCGGCUUUUAUCCCAUGCGGACACACCUACUGUAGGGUUUGUUCUCGGGAGGUGUGGUUGAAUCGAGGGUCUUGUCCUCUGUGUAACCGUUCGAUUACCGAGAUUCUCGAUAUCUUCUAGAGAUCAGCAGCUUCACUUGAUUUUUUACUUUUCUUUUGGGAUUUGUCAAAUUAUUUGCUAUUCUUUUUUUUUCUUUUUUUUUUUUCAAAAUUUAGAAAGGCAUUACAUCUUAAUGAUGAGAACAUGCAAUAGGAUUGGAGGAUCAUGGUGAAAUUAUUUGAACCAAAAUGAUAGUAUUUGUUUUAGCAUGAA
Messenger RNA from Camellia sinensis, 1092 nucleotides. RefSeq lists its product as uncharacterized. Lineage: Eukaryota; Viridiplantae; Streptophyta; Magnoliopsida; Ericales; Theaceae. The record is from RefSeq and is a predicted model, not a curated record.